Penaeus vannamei (Pacific white shrimp) is the source of this 1376-nucleotide messenger RNA. The record is from RefSeq and is a predicted model, not a curated record. NCBI's taxonomy places the organism in Eukaryota, Metazoa, Arthropoda, Malacostraca, Decapoda, Penaeidae.
GUGCUCGGAGCAAGUGCCACGGCGGCUGACGGCGGCGGGGGCGCGCGACUAGGCUCGGAGGGCAUGGGCGCUCGGGGCCUCGAGUGAUAGUGUUUCUGGGCGCGGGAGUGUGUGUUCGGGCGGCAGUCGACCCGCCCAUGUCCCUUACAGCUCAGGAGGUGGUGGAGCGCGCGGGCGUGGAGUUGUCCAAGUGUAUCACGGGCCUGGGACUCCGCUCCCGCAGCAAGGACAAGGACAUCCGCGACGGCCCGGGGGCAAGCGGAGGCAGCGGCGCCGAGGGCAGCAGGAUGGGGUCCGUGCGGCGGGGGGGCGUCAUGGAGAAGGUGGCCAACGUGCUGUGCGGGAACAGCGUGGCCAGCAGUGGACUCGUCAAUGGCAAGGCCAAGAUGGACAAACCGAUUCCGCCGGAGAAGCCGAGUCGCUUCCUGCUGGGGAAGGUCCGGAACGGCGUCCCGGCGGGGCCCUCGGGCAGCCCCCUGGUGCCCUUCAACGGCCACCAGGGGUCCCCGCGCCCCCUGCGCGCAGCCAGGUCGCCGGCGCACCUCCUGCGGGGGCAUCGCUACCUCACGUGGGACGAGCUGAUCCGGGACGAGACGUUCCUGGCCAGGUUCUUCUCGUACUUCUCGCCCAUCGAAAGGACGGUGCUGGCGCAGGUGUGCCUGCGGUGGCGCGCCGUGCUGUACCAGCCCAAGUUCUGGCACGGCGUGCGCCCCGUGCUGCACUGCCGCGAGAUGCGCCACGCCAACGUCGAGCUCACCACCGACAUGCGGCGCCGCUUCUACGUGUCGGUGCAGAAGCGCGGCUUCGACUCCCUGGUGCUGAUGUGCGCCAACGACGAGGACCUCAUGGACCUGGUGGCCAACUACGCCGUCAACCACACGAAGGCGCUGCGCUCCGUGGCGCUGCGCUGCUCCAACGUGUCCGACAAGGGCCUGGAGACGCUGCUCGACCACCUGAACGGCGUGUACCAGCUGGAGCUCCAGGGCUGCAACGACGUGACGGAGGCCGGCCUGUGGGCGUGUCUCAACCCUCGCAUCGUGUCCCUGUCUGUGGCCGAUUGCAUCAACGUGGCCGACGAGGCCGUGGGCGCCAUCGCCCAGCUCCUGCCGUCGCUCUACGAGCUCAACCUCCAGGCCUAUCACGUCACGGACGCCGCCCUCGCCUUCUUCAGUCCGCGGCAGACGUCCACGCUCUCGAUCCUCCGCCUCCACUCGUGCUGGGAGCUCACUAACCACGCCAUCGUGAACAUAGGUAUGUCCCCACGUGGCUUUUUGCAUAAACAUUGGCUGUUGUUGGAGCGGGUUCACGGGGAAUGGAGAGCGGCCGCUGUGUUUUCAUGGUCUGUUGUGGCCGCGGCGCUGGUGCAUUCCCUUUAA